This is a messenger RNA of Chionomys nivalis (European snow vole), 4149 nucleotides long. RefSeq names its product taxilin gamma (gene Txlng). NCBI's taxonomy places the organism in Eukaryota, Metazoa, Chordata, Mammalia, Rodentia, Cricetidae. Gene Ontology annotation, biological process: regulation of cell cycle. The record is from RefSeq and is a predicted model, not a curated record. The transcript is spliced from 10 exons. Gene Ontology annotation, molecular function: syntaxin binding. The coding region runs from base 33 to 1619 and encodes 528 amino acids.
CCAGCCGCUUGUUUGGCUGCUGCCGUCACCUCAUGGCGACUCCGGUUGAGGAGGCAGCGCGGGGAAGAGACGGCGGUACUGAGGAGGCUGUUGAGGGCGAACGGGAAGAGCGGCCACGCAGUCCCAGGCAGAAGUUUGAGAUUGGUACAAUGGAAGAAGCUGGAAUUUGUGGGUUAGGAGUGAAAGCAGACAUGUUGUGUAACUCUCAAGCAAAUGAUAUUCUUCAACACGAAGAGUCCAGUUGUGGUGGCACAACUAAGACACAUUCACUGGAAGGAGAUGAAGGCAGUGACUUUAUAACAAAGAACAGGAAUUUGGUGAGCUCAGCAUUCUGUGCACAGGAAUCAAGAGAAGAAAUUCCUGGACAAGAAGCUCGAACAGGUCCUCCUGAUGGUCAGCAAGAUUCAGAGUGCAGCAAAAACAAAGAGAAGACCUUAGGAAAAGAAGUUUUAUUGCUGAUGCAAGCACUAAACACCCUUUCAACCCCAGAGGAGAAGUUGGCAGCUCUUUGUAAGAAAUAUGCUGAUCUCCUGGAGGAGAGCAGAAAUGUUCAGAAACAAAUGAAGAUUAUGCAGAAGAAGCAAGCCCAGAUCGUGAAAGAGAAAGUUCACCUGCAGAGUGAACACAGCAAGGCCAUCUUGGCAAGAAGCAAACUGGAGUCUCUUUGCAGGGAACUUCAGCGUCACAAUAAGACCUUAAAGGAGGAAAAUAUGCAGCAGGCAAGAGAGGAAGAAGAGCGACGUAAAGAAGCAACAGCACAUUUCCAGAUUACUCUAAAUGAAAUACAAGCCCAGCUGGAACAGCAUGACAUACAUAAUGCCAAACUCCGACAGGAGAACAUCGAACUGGGAGAGAAGCUGAAGAAGCUCAUUGAGCAGUAUGCAUUGAGGGAAGAGCACAUUGAUAAAGUAUUCAAACACAAGGAAUUGCAACAACAGCUUGUGGAUGCCAAACUUCAGCAAACGACACAGCUGAUAAAAGAAGCUGAUGAAAAACAUCAAAGAGAAAGAGAGUUUUUACUAAAAGAAGCAACAGAAUCCAGGCACAAAUAUGAACAAAUGAAACAGCAAGAAGUACAACUAAAACAGCAGCUUUCUCUUUAUAUGGAUAAAUUUGAAGAAUUCCAGACUACCAUGGCAAAAAGCAAUGAACUUUUUACAACCUUCAGGCAGGAAAUGGAAAAGAUGACAAAGAAAAUUAAAAAACUGGAAAAAGAGACAAUGGUAUGGCGCACCAAAUGGGAAAACAAUAAUAAAGCACUUCUCCAGAUGGCUGAAGAGAAAACUGUCCGUGAUAAAGAGUACAAGGCCUUUCAAAUAAAACUGGAACGGUUAGAGAAGCUGUGCAGGGCUCUUCAGACAGAGAGAAAUGAGCUCAACGAGAAGGUCGAAGUCCUGAAAGAGCAGGUCUCUAUCAAAGCAGCAGAUGGGGACUUGGUGGCACCUGCGAUGCAGCCCUGUGCUACCCUGGAUUCAUUCAAGGAGAUGAACACUUCAAGAAGAGCCCUGGGAAUGCACUUGGAGGCUAGGGCCAAAGCCAAGUCAGUGAGUGAGAGAAGAAGUGCUGCACAAAAGCCCUCAUCUUCAGGUUCUGCGCAAGGCAUUGAGUCAGUUGACUAGGGUGAAAUGUGAUCACUGUAUUGAGAGAUAUAUUUUGUGUAUAACUUCCUCUGUUAGUAGUAACUAUUGGUUUUGUGGUGAAAAUUUUCUUACUUUUUCUACCAUAUCUGUAUUUUCUUAGAACUACUGGACUUAUGUGGUACAGGAGGCUGCUUAGCAGUUUGGAAUAGUUUUAAUCUAUAAAUUUCCUUCACCUAUGUUGCACAUCUGCCUCAUUUUCCCCUUUGUUGGAGUGCAUGUUUUCAUUGCUUUGUCCUCUCUCUUUCUGCUCCUUGCACCUAAUUUUCCCAACUAAAAUAUCAUUCAAGACAGGGCCAUUAAAGGAACUAUGUUCUCAUGAUGGUUCCUUGAUGUGAAAACAAUUUUAAUUUAAGCAUUUUGGCCCCUUAAUACAAAGGAAAAUACCAAGAUGAUUACCUUUGCUUAAUAGCCUAUUUAAAGGGGGAACAUGUAAAAAACAAGCUUAGCAUUUUUCAUUCAAAUUAGCUUUUCUUGAUUUACUUGACAAAUUGAGAUGACCACAUAACCUUGAAGUUCUGACAGAACAUAUAUAAAGAUGUUACUUGUGAACAAAAUAGGCAAAGUAUUGAAUGAACAGACAAUGUUUCUGUGACUAAAAGUAGUCAUAUUGUGCUGAUUUGGGGAUAGAAUGUACCACAUGUGAAAUUAAUUUGGACUGCCUGAUGAUUACUGUAGUAGAUGGUGGUGGUUUAUGUACAUGUUCUCCAUUUCCCACAAAAAGCUUAUUCUUUGAAAACUGCUCUUCCUUGCAGUGCUUUCUGAGUUUAGAACAAGAAUAAAUUCCUAUUAAGCUUUUUUUCAGUCCCUACAAGUUCCAUCAGCAAAGCACUUUGUUUCCAGAAAGAAAAUUUAAAUUACGAAUCAGCACUAACUAAAACAUUUAGUUUCCAAAGUAAAAAAACACUGGAACCAGCAUUUUUUUUUUAUCUUGGGAAGACUUUGGCAGAUUGUUUACAUAGUCAAAAUGAACUCUAACUUAUAUAAGCUUUCUGGUUCAUUUCUCUUUUCUUAGAUGUUGUCAUUUAAAACAAACCAGUAUUAAUGUUUCUAUACUUUAAAUUGGGGAAUUUCAAAACUAAGCAAAACAUGUCUUAGUUCUUUUUGUUUUCUCAGUGUUGAAUGUGGCUCAGCCAUGCAAACUACUAGAAGGUCUUUAUUAUUUUGGUAUAAUUUGCAAUGAAAUGCUUUAUAAAGUAAUUUUUCAAAAGGUUCAAGUAACACACACCACAUUCUAUUCAGCAAAUCUUUCAGACUGACACUUGUUGAAUUGCUUACUGGACUGAAUAAACUCCAUUUCUCUUUGCUAAAAGUUUUAUCUGUAAACUCCUGUGACAUUCAUGGUCUGAACUGGAUUCAAAGAAUUUGAAAACUGUCCAAAAAUAGAAAACAGUCCCAGGAAUAGAGUAUCUUUUUAAAACUAUUCCACAUUGGUCAUGUAAUCAAGGGGUCAGACAGUAGAAGAAAUUCAUAAAGUUGAUUAUUAUUGUCAGUUCAUCAGAAACAAGAACAAUCCCUUCCAAUAGCCUCAUAAAUAUUCUCCCACCUUCAGCUAGUAGAAAUACUGGAUCAUUUCCCCUGAAGGUAUAUCAGAAAUAUAAUCUACUUUGAAAUUAUUGCUAAUGAUCACAUUUCAUAAGUCUGCUGGAUACACAGCUCUUAACAUUUUAUUAAGCCACGUGUGUAGCCUGCCACAUUUUUUGUGGUGCUUGUCCUGUGUGGAAGACUGUAAAUCUUGAACCUGUUGCAUAUUUUCAAGGGCUUUAUAAAGCAAUGUGACUAACAGUCCUGGCCUGCUGCUUUUGGCUUACGUGCAUUUUUAGCUAGAUGUUUGGAGGACAGGGAUUCUGUCUGGUAAUGUAUUCAGAAUCUUUCCUCCUCCCAUUCCUCUGUGUAUAAAAACAAAUGGGACCUCAGAGAAGGAUACCCUCCCUUAAAGUGAUCACCUCACCAGCCCAGUGUUGUGGCUUUGUAGCACGCCCUGUAUCUACCAUAAUCUAGAACACUGUAAUGCUACUAGGCUGGCCCAGAAAAGGUUUAAAUGUUGAAUUCACUUACUGCAUUUGGUGCACUACCAUGCAAUCUUGAUGUAUAUUUAUAGUGGCAAUAGACCCCAAAAUGUAGCGAAAACUUGGGUCUUGGGUAUCAGGCCAUUUCAUCCUCAGACUUGUAGAAGUACAUUUCCUGGUCUUGAGACCAAUAUUUUUUAGUUAUGUAUGCAACUGCCUUUAUUACACACCUGGUUAUCACAAUUCAAUUCUCAGGUGUUGCAGAAAAAUCUACCUCUUUCAGACUGUAGAUGGAAAUAACUGUGAAAAAAUGAUGCAGAUAUCUUCUAGUUUGUGCUAAACACACUGCUUUAUUUUUACAGCCCACGUCUUUCAUGAGGAUAUGAAUUGUUAAGAGGCAGUCUUGUUUUGCUUUUCAAAUACAUUUUGUAGAGAUUUUUCACUAACGUGAAUCUGAUUUUAUCUACUCGAUUCUGUAUAGAUUAAGUAAAUAUGUAUGAUGA